This is a messenger RNA of Castor canadensis (American beaver), 475 nucleotides long. The record is from RefSeq and is a predicted model, not a curated record. Lineage: Eukaryota; Metazoa; Chordata; Mammalia; Rodentia; Castoridae.
CAGGAAGAGUUGCGGGUGAGAAAGACCGCGACAUGGCUCCGCCAGCUCCCGGCCCGGUCCCCGGUGGUUCUGGGGAGGUGGAUGAAUUGUUCGACGUGAAGAACGCCUUCUACAUCGGCAGCUACCAGCAGUGCAUCAACGAGGCGCAGCGGGUGAAGCUGUCAAGCCCAGAGAGAGAAGUGGAGAGGGAUGUCUUCCUGUACAGAGCAUACCUUGCACAGAGGAAGUUUGGCGUGGUCCUGGAUGAGAUCCGACCCUCUGCGGCCCCCGAACUCCAGGCCGUGCGCACAUUUGCUGAGUACCUUGCCAGCGAGACCCGCAGGGACGCCAUUGUGGCUGAGCUAGACCGGGAGAUGAGCAGAAGCGUGGACGUGACCAACACUACCUUCCUGCUCAUGGCCGCCUCCAUCUACUUCCAUGACCAGAACCCGGAUGCUGCCCUGCGUGCUCUGCACCAGGGGGACAGCCUGGAGUG